AUGCCUGCCAAGAACUCCUCCUCCUCUGUGACAGAGUUUAUUCUCGCAGGCUUAACGGACCAGCCAGGACUCCAGAUCCCCCUCUUCUUCCUGUUUCUAGGUUUCUACGUGGUCACUGCAGUGGGGAACCUGGGCUUGAUAACCCUGAUAGGGCUCAACUCUCACCUGCAUAUUCCCAUGUACUUAUUCCUCUUCAACCUGUCCCUCAUAGAUUUCAGUUAUUCCACUACCCUUACCCCUAAAAUGCUGAUGAGUUUUGUCUCAAAGAAGAACAUGAUCUCCUAUGCAGGGUGUAUGACUCAGUUUUUUUUUUUCUGUUUCUUUGUCUUUUCUGAGUCCUUCAUCCUGUCAGCGAUGGCAUAUGAUCGCUACGUGGCCAUCUGUAACCCACUGUUGUACAUGGUCACCAUGUCUCCCCAGGUGUGCUUGCUCCUUUUGUUGGGUGUCUAUGGGAUGGGGGUUUUGGGGGCUGUGGCUCAUUUGGGAAACAUAAUGUUUAUGACCUUUUGUGCAGAAAAUCUUGUCAAUCACUACAUGUGUGACAUCCUUCCCCUCCUUGAGCUCUCCUGCAACAGCUCUUACAUAAAUUUGCUGUUGGUUUUUAUUAUUGUGACCAUUGGCAUUGGGGUUCCAAUUGUCACCAUUUUUAUCUCUUAUGGGUUUAUUCUUUCCAGCAUUCUCCACAUUAGCUCCACAGAGGGCAGGUCUAAAGCCUUCAGUACCUGCAGCUCCCACAUAAUUGUGGUAUCACUUUUCUUUGGGUCAGGAGCUUUUAUGUACCUCAAACCACCUUCUAUUCUACCCCUGGACCAGGGGAAAGUGUCCUCCAUUUUUUAUACUGCAGUGGUGCCCAUGUUUAACCCAUUAAUCUACAGCCUGAGGAAUAAAGAUGUCAAAGCUGCCCUGAGGAGAACCUUUUGCAGAAAAUUCUUAAAUGAUUGA
Molecule: messenger RNA, 942 nt
Organism: Sapajus apella (tufted capuchin)
Lineage: Eukaryota; Metazoa; Chordata; Mammalia; Primates; Cebidae
Product: olfactory receptor 8B12-like
Exons: 1
Coding region: 1-942 (313 amino acids)
Biological process (GO): G protein-coupled receptor signaling pathway; sensory perception of smell
Cellular component (GO): membrane
Molecular function (GO): odorant binding; olfactory receptor activity; G protein-coupled receptor activity
Source: RefSeq, a predicted model, not a curated record